This is a messenger RNA of Trichoderma reesei QM6a, 1269 nucleotides long. RefSeq lists its product as uncharacterized. The coding region runs from base 1 to 1269 and encodes 422 amino acids. The record is from RefSeq and is a predicted model, not a curated record. The transcript has a single exon. Gene Ontology annotation, molecular function: lyase activity. NCBI's taxonomy places the organism in Eukaryota, Fungi, Ascomycota, Sordariomycetes, Hypocreales, Hypocreaceae. Gene Ontology annotation, cellular component: periplasmic space.
AUGCAUUUCUCGUCGCUUUCUUUGGGCCUGCUUUCUGCGGCGGGCGUCGUCGUCAAUGCCCUGCCCGGCUUGGGCCUCGGGGACCUGCUCUGGCCCCUGAAGGUCCCCGACACGGUCGUCAUUGACGGGUGGCGUCUCGUCGAUGCAAAGACGCGUCUCUACCUGGGCGACCGGGAGCUCAAGGCGGCGCUGAAGCACCUCACAGCCCAGGCAGACUCGUGGCUAUCCCAGGGCCCCUGGACCGUCACCGCCAAGACGAAGCCUCCCCCCAACGGCACCAUCCACGACUACUCGUCCCAAGCACCGUACUGGUGGCCCAACCCCAGCACGCCCGACGGCUGUCCGUACAACCAAAGGGACGGCGAGCGCAACCCCGAGGUCGACCAGUACCAGGACAGGGUCUCGGUGGGCAAGAUGUUCAACUCGACGUACGUGCUGUCGCUGGCGUGGUAUUACACCGGCGAGAAAAGGUACUCGCAGCACGCGGCGGAUAUCCUGAGGACGUGGUUCCUGGACGACAAGACGGCGAUGAAUCCGAAUCUGGAGCACGCGCAGAUCAUUCCGUGCGCGAACACGGGGCGGUCGAUUGGCAUCAUCGACUUCAGCCAGGAGUAUACGAACGUCGUCGACGCUGUGGCGAUUCUCAACUCGGGGCCUGCGCCCGGCUGGACGAAGCGGGACAAUAACAAGUUUGUCGACUGGAACAAGCGCUUCUUGGCGUGGCUUGCGGAUUCGCCGUUUGGUGUCGAGGAGGCUUCUGCGCAGAACAACCAUGGGACGUUUGCCAACAUGCAGAUUGCCGCCUUGGCAGUCUUUACGGGGAAUCAUUCUCUUGCUGUGCAGAGGACCAGGAUUGCAAGGGGCUUUAUCGACAGCCAGAUUACCGCGAACGGCUCGCAGCCGCAGGAGCUGGCUCGGACGAGGAGCUUCCACUAUUCGAACUUUGACUUGUGCGCGCAUUUGCGGAUGGCGCUUAUCGCGAGAAAGGUGGGCGUUGACUUGUUUCGGUAUAAGGGGCCGCAAGGGCAGACGCUGUUCAAGGCGGUGGAGUUUCUUGUGCCCGCGGCAAAGGGGGGAGCGAGAGCGUGGACGUAUCCGGAGCUGGGGUUUACGCAGUAUGCGGCUACGGAUAAUGUGAGGGCUGCGGCGCAGGAGGGGGAUACUGUUGCGAGGGGGGCGGUUAAGGGGUUGAAGGCGCCGCCGGGGGGAGAUAUCUUUGGGUUGAGGCCGGCGCCGGAGCAGUUGGAUAGUAUUGCGACGGUUGGGUGA